Molecule: messenger RNA, 695 nt
Organism: Umbelopsis ramanniana AG
Lineage: Eukaryota; Fungi; Mucoromycota; Umbelopsidomycetes; Umbelopsidales; Umbelopsidaceae
Exons: 3
Coding region: 41-553 (170 amino acids)
Biological process (GO): dolichol-linked oligosaccharide biosynthetic process
Molecular function (GO): hexosyltransferase activity
Source: RefSeq, a predicted model, not a curated record
GUUCAAUCCAGAUAUCCCGGUUAACGGCACACAGUAACGAAUGCGAGCUCUAGUAACCGUCGGGUCUACAGGUUUCGACGAUUUGAUAAGGUCCGUCAUAGAUGGAAAGGUACUUUCGACACUUUACGAACUAGGCUAUGACCAUCUGACGAUUCAGUAUGGAUCUAGCAAAGCCAUAUACAACGAUCGGCUUGAGCGAAUUUCGACCACGUCUAACCGAACUCCCGUUAUCGAAGGUUACAACUACAAACCUGAUCUUAAAUGUGAUAUGGUGGAAUCAGAUCUAAUAAUCAGCCACGCAGGCUCAGGAUCCAUUUUAGAAUCCUUACGUCUCCACAAGCAGCUGAUUGUGGUGGUGAAUGAAAAGCUACUCGACAAUCACCAGGACGAACUUGCCUGCGCCUUAGAGAACAAAGGCUAUCUACUUCGAAGCACAUGCCGACAACUAUCAGACGUGUUGAAUGCGCUUAAAAACAAGUACUUUAUUCCCUUCCCUGAACAGGACACUAGUAUAUUUGCUAGCUUUCUGAACAAUGAAAUGGGAUUCAAGUAGUAAUACUAAAUGUCAAUUGUACAUAUCCAAAUAUACACUAUACAAUAAAUAAAAAGUAUAACAAAUGAGAAUGGCGAAGGUUUAUCAAACGAAGGAUGCCAGCAUUAUUCUGCGUCUGAGUCUCCAUCGUGAUAUAAUGUUA